AUGGCCAGUAUAGUGAGGAAUAGCAAUACCGAUGAAGAAGAUAUGGAGUCCUUAAGUGUUCCAAUACCUUUACCGGAUUAUUCAAGGAAUACUAUUGCUAGUAAUAAUAUUAAACAAACUGAACCAAAGAUAAGAAUCAAAUCGCAGAAUUCAUUGUUUUUGUUGUCAUACUCCGAUACGGAUUCGAACCCCAAUUUGGAGACAAUAAAUUGUUUCAAUAUCUCCAUUUAUGUGGAUAUUCCAACUAUAGACUACUAUAAUGACGAAUUAAAACAUUACAAACUAUCAAAACUGAACAAAAAAGUGAAAUUAAAUAAGUUAAGAUCGUCAAUAUGGAACUCUAUAUGCUCCGAGACAUUUUGGGAUACUGUCCUGAAUUCUCAGAAUCCAUUAACUUGCAUUUUAACCAUCAAUACAUCAGGUUCUAUUCGAUACGUUCAAACGAUUAAAUUCAUAAUAGAGUCAUUUUAUAAUAAGAUUUACGCUAAGAAUCCAAAGCUCUCAAUGAGAAUUAAUCUUUCCGUAUCUGACAUUUCAUUAAAAUGGUUUAAAACUUUUCUCGAUGAUCAUUUACUAGAUACAUCGUUAAUUAAUUUUAUCAACAUUGAUUACCAUCGUCAAAAUAAUGAUACAAAAAUUAUCAAAUCACCAUUUAAGGAAUAUUUCACAAAGUUAAGUAACAAAUUCACAACAAAAAAAACAACCGUCGAUGAGAUUGACUCUUUAAUUGUAAUAACAAAUAGUACCGGUAUAAGAGCCUUAUUAACCAUCCUUUCAGAUAAGCCAUUGACUAAUUUUGUUUCUGUUGAUUCAAUAAACAAAAAUAACAGUACAUUAAUAAAUAGAGAUUCUUCAUCCAUUUUAAAUUUUCAAAAUAAUCUACUAACUUCAAAUAAAGAUAAAUCAGUCCGAAUAAGGUCACUAUCAAUAAACAGGAAAUCUGCUACCUCACAUGUGAAAGGUACAACUUCUGCUAGUUCCAGUGAUGAGGAAGAAGAUGACAGUGACGAUUCUGAUUCUGAUUCGGAGAAUGUUCUCACAAAUUCUAAUUCAGCACAACUCGAAGAUAAAGAUGAAGGAAUCAGCUUUUAUGUACCCACUCUUUUUUCAAGAUCAAGUUCAAAUGCCGAUUUACCAGCUCAAAAUGAUAGUAGUCAAACCAUUUCAAAUGUCGGCGCCAAAAAGAAAAAUAGAUUCAGAUCAUUAAGUUUGAUGGAUCCAAUGUUGAGGAAACCUUUUUCCAAAGAUGAAUUGAAGAGAGAUAAGACUUUUGCCAACAUUUACGUUCAUGACGGUAGUUUCAUAAACAAUGGUGCGCCCUCCUAUAGUAAACGAAAAUAUUCAAUAAAUAAUAAGAGUCUUAUCCCACCUGAGUUUUAUUCGAGAAUAUCCUCACCUCCAACAAGUAAUAACAGCUCGAACACAUCUUUGAAUUCGUUUACAAAGAGUAAUAGCGGUGUCAAAUUGUUUGAGCAACACCUAAUAAAUAAAUCAUUUGAAGAUUUGCAUAAUAAUAGCAAUAUCUUCAAUGAUUUGAUCAACAGGAGGAAACGGCAACAACAAAAACAACAACAGCAACUCGGGUUGAAUUUCAAUAAUGAUAAUAAUACUACAAUAGAUCUUGAUAGUGAAGAUAAACUUCUUCUAGGAAAUUCGAAAGAUCACCAAGAAACAAUUGGUAAUUUGAAUUUGAAACUCUACGAUGACGAUAAGAACAGUGACAACGACACCAAGAAAGAUAAUCCUGCAAGUAAACACGUCAAAUUUAAAAAAAUCAUAUCUUUUGAUCUUUACGGCCCUAAUGACUGCGACAACAAUGAUACUAACUGGGUGUUGGGUGGUAAUAAUAAAUAA
This is a messenger RNA of Kazachstania africana CBS 2517, 1854 nucleotides long. It is a transcript of the gene SND1, whose product is annotated as Snd1p. The record is from RefSeq and is a predicted model, not a curated record. The transcript has a single exon. Lineage: Eukaryota; Fungi; Ascomycota; Saccharomycetes; Saccharomycetales; Saccharomycetaceae. The coding region runs from base 1 to 1854 and encodes 617 amino acids.